AUGAGCAUGUGGUGGUUUGCCAGUUUCUAUCUGGCUAUUGCUUCUGUGAUUGCACUCUUGCUGUUGUUUGUUCCGAUCCCAACAUUUGCACGUACAAAAAUCAUGCGAGUAUUGGAUAAAGCAAAAGUUGGAUUAUUUGUUCUUGUUGCAUUAUUUCUUGUAUUGGCUGUGAUGGAAUUUAGACACAUGUCGGCACAACACACAUUAACCCAAGAUCCAAAUAUGGGUGUAAAACAAAAGUUUUUACAUCAAGUGAAAGAAUUUAGAGCCCAAAGAAACUUUUACAUGUGUGCAAUUGGUGCUGUCUUGUCAUUGAUUUUAGUGGGGCUUAAUGCCAUGCAUAAGAAAAUUCAUGAUUUACAAGAUAAGCUCGAGUUGAGUACAAAGACAAAAUAA
This is a messenger RNA of Naegleria lovaniensis, 396 nucleotides long. RefSeq lists its product as uncharacterized. Gene Ontology annotation, cellular component: endoplasmic reticulum; endoplasmic reticulum membrane. The transcript has a single exon. NCBI's taxonomy places the organism in Eukaryota, Heterolobosea, Eutetramitea, Acrasida, Naegleriidae. Bases 1 to 396 code for a protein of 131 amino acids. The record is from RefSeq and is a predicted model, not a curated record. Gene Ontology annotation, biological process: endoplasmic reticulum to Golgi vesicle-mediated transport; intracellular protein transport.